CCGGUGUGGCGCUGCCGAGGUCCGCAAAUGGUUGGAGUUUCAAGAUUCUUUUUGUUGACAUGACCAUCGUCUUUCCCAGGCUGGCAGCUCGCUGUCGCGCCUUUCUCCCUCUCCCAUCUCUCGUGUUUCUCGAUGCGCCCUGAAGAGCAGCCGCCGGCUCCCAGCUGGCCAUGGCGCACGGCGUCCUCCUUCACCAUGGGGACUGUCGGCAUGCUCUGCUGUUCGUUUUUGUACGGGCUGAGCAGGACGGAGGUGCAUGGCCUGGACGAGUUUCUCCAGCUCUUGGAUGAACGCGAGGACGUCGAGGGGCGCCAGCGAGGGUUGAUUACUGUGUCGAACCAUAUUUCCGUCCUAGAUGACCCUUUGAUGUGGGGAGUUCUGCCCUUACGAUACAUGUUCAACCCCGACAAUCUGCGCUGGGGUCUCGGGAGCUACGACCUAUGCUUCACCAAUAAAGGGCUUUCCCUCUUCUUCACUCUCGGACAGCUUCUUCCGACGCACCGCAGCCAGUACUCGCAGUACGGCGGCCUUUUCCAGCCUACAGUUACGCAAGCCAUCCGACUCCUGUCGCGCGGCCCUUUCCUCGACGUCGACGGUCAAGCAACAAGACCGACGAAGUCACUGCGAAGCCCGGAUCUCUCGGACCCCUUCACAUCGGGCCACCUCACGUACUCGACAAAUGGCCAGGAUACCUUCCCGGCGCCGUCCGCGUACCUCAGCCGACGUCACGCGUGGGUACACAUCUUCCCCGAGGGAAGGAUACACCAGCACGAGGCAAAGACGAUGCGCUACUUCAAAUGGGGCAUAUCUCGCCUCAUUCUGGAGAGCGAGCCAUGCCCGGACGUGGUGCCCAUCUGGCUCGAGGGACCGGACCAGAUCAUGCACGAGACACGGACGUUCCCCCGAUUCGUGCCGCGGCCAGGCAAGGAGGUGAGCGUAACGUUCGGCAAGAAGCUGGACGGCGACCGGGCGUUUGGGGACCUGCGGGAGCGGUGGAGACGGAUGCGGGACGAGGAAGCGGAGGUCAGCGGGCCGAUGGCGCUUGGGGUGGUGAGCGAGGCAUUGAAGUACUCGGAAGAAGCGGAAGAGCUGCGCAGGGAAUGCACACGAAGGGUGCGCGAAGCCGUGCUCGACGUGCGGCGGACGCGAGGAUUGCCGGACGAGGACCCCAAGGCAGGACUCGCGGAGACAUACGCGGCAGAGGGCUCUAGGGGCCCGGGCAAGAAGGACGAUGGCAGCAUUGUGCGAGACAUCUAGAGAGAUGGUAGGCACAAGAGGUUGUAUUUAUAUUUGGCUAUAGACAUGUUUAAAAGAGAUACCACGCAGGCGGAUGCACGCGUUGUCAGAUUAGAUCAAGUCAUUUUUCAACCCUCAGCGACAGGCCAGUUGUAAGCUGGAGUGCAAUGCAAUGCGCAAGCAACACGUGGUUGUGCUGGUGACAUAACCACAAGCCGCUGGAAGAGGCCGGGCUUUGUUCACCAGACAUUAACGACGCGACGCAGCAGCAGUAGCAAUAGCUCACAGCCAGCGCAUGGUCUCGGGGGGCUCAGAGUGUCAUCACCCAACGCUGCACACGAUCCCGUCUGCCAUUCACCGUCGCCUGAAAGGAAAAGGUGAAGGUGAAGGGGGACGGAGAUGCGGUG
This is a messenger RNA of Westerdykella ornata, 1643 nucleotides long. RefSeq lists its product as uncharacterized. Lineage: Eukaryota; Fungi; Ascomycota; Dothideomycetes; Pleosporales; Sporormiaceae. The record is from RefSeq and is a predicted model, not a curated record. Gene Ontology annotation, molecular function: 1-acylglycerophosphocholine O-acyltransferase activity. Gene Ontology annotation, cellular component: mitochondrial membrane. Gene Ontology annotation, biological process: cardiolipin acyl-chain remodeling; inner mitochondrial membrane organization. The transcript is spliced from 3 exons. The coding region runs from base 133 to 1257 and encodes 374 amino acids.